Molecule: messenger RNA, 1091 nt
Organism: Ruditapes philippinarum (Manila clam)
Lineage: Eukaryota; Metazoa; Mollusca; Bivalvia; Venerida; Veneridae
Product: probable rRNA-processing protein EBP2
Exons: 9
Coding region: 111-1019 (302 amino acids)
Biological process (GO): ribosomal large subunit biogenesis; rRNA processing
Cellular component (GO): preribosome, large subunit precursor; nucleolus; nuclear periphery
Source: RefSeq, a predicted model, not a curated record
ACCGAUUUCGGCAAUUCAAGUAGAUUUGGGCGAAAUACGCAUAAGGGAGAUAAAUACUGUAUACAUAAACCAAAACAAAAUUCACGUGUUGGAGAAAAAAACAUAUCAUCAUGGUUGAUUUACACAGUUCUAGCGAUUCAGAAGCUUAUGAUUCUGACGAGGAGCUUCAGAAAGCAUUUGCUGAGGGAAGGCUGAAGUCCACAGGACUCAAUGUAGAAGUUGCCCCACCCAAACAACUAAUAAACAAUGUGUCUGGAAUGAAACAGAAAUUAGACGAGCUGCAACAGACUUUAGACUGGACAGAAAGACUAGAUCUUACAAAUGACCCAGCCCCGCCUCCAGGGGGAGGGACAGAGCUAACAGAAGAAGGAGAUGAACUUGCUAAUAAUGAUUUCAAAAGAGAACUCAGAUUCUACAGGCAAGCACAGGCUUCAGUACUGAUUGGCAUACCACGUCUACACAAGAAAGGUUUGAAAACUAGAAGACCAGAAGAUUAUUUUGCGGAAAUGUCAAAGUCAGAUGUUCACAUGAAAAAAGUACGAGAGAAAUUAUUAGAAAAACAACAAAAUAUUGAAAAUAGGGACAAAGCUAGGAAACUAAGAGAACUCAGAAAAUAUGGUAAAAAGGUACAGCAAGAUGUCUUACUUAAACGACAAAAAGAAAAGAGAGAAAUGUUGGAUGCUGUUAAAAAAUUUAGAAAAGGCCAGAAAAAUAAGUUAGACUUUUUAGAUGAUAAAGACAAAGGGAACAAAAACAAAGGUCAGAAACGAGAAGUACAAGACAAAAACCAUCAACCAAACAAGAAAAGACAGUAUAAGAACCAGAAGUAUGGUUUUGGGGGUCAAAAGAAAAGAAGUAAAUUAAACACGAAGGAAUCAUCUGGAGAUAUGUCAUCAUUUAACGUCAAAGUCAAUCAAGGUCGACCAGGGUUCAACAAAAGUAACAAGGGCAAUAAGAAUAAAGGCAACAAGAGGCCAGGGAAGUCUCAGAGAACUAAAAUGAAAAGUAAACGGCAUUAAAAUUUGUAUUAUUAUGUAUAUACUUCUAAUAAAUUUGUUAAAAAACAGUAUUGCAUUUUUAGUUGACUGGAA